AUGGAGGACUAUUUGUUUCGACAUUACGUUGACCAGUGCCGCGUUGUCAAAGAAGAGACCAGCUAUAUCCAGGUCUUCAAUUACUCGGAUCCGUUCUAUGAUGUCUGCGAGGAGCACCCCUUGCCCGAUGAUGAAUUUGACAACUUUCUUCAUCAAAGGGGUGCCUUUGCGCCGCCAGAUCACCUGAGGUCUGGCACUAAGCUUCUCAGUGGUGUGCGAAUAAUAGUUCAAAAGAACGCCAAGCAUCCCGAUACGUUUCUCCCAAAGGUUAUCUCACUUCCGCCGGAUAGAUACAGUUCCAUGGUUCGCACCUUGAACUUGCCAUAUCGGGGAAUCGAAACGACUUCAGUAGUUGGCCCUUUUUUCUGGUCCGCUCACGACCAGGAUGAAGACGAGCCUCAUUUGCAAAUUGUCCACCGUAAAUCAGAUGUUCUCAAGAAAGGGAGAACACGAGGCUGGGAGAUGCUUCUCUCACAUUCCCUCAAGACCGGGGUCACAACCGGCUUCAUCAAAGGCACCCCCAGCUCAGAAGUUGAAAAGUCCUUGACUCAUCUCAAAGCAUGUGCUAACCAAGUUGGACACCCCAUGUUACUCCCCAUCAUCAUCCUCACGUAUGAUCUAUCCCCCGAAAAUGACGAGAAACAACGAAAGGCUCGGCACUGGCUUCGCCGUCUCGAAAAUGCCGUGAGUUUGCGCAAUGAAGUUGAGGAGCAGGAACAGUACUUUCAAAAUGGAUUUAUCGAUAUCGACGGUCUAAGUCGUGAUCUGGUUGAGUGUCAUGGCAAUGUCAUGUGGAAACGACCCCAAGCAUAUGAAGCACUGGUCAAAGAGAUGGAAAAGGCCAUGGAAACCUUUCGGUUUGCUUGGAUGACACUGGCUCCUGCGGCCGAGGAGCAAAUUGAAGCUGAAAGAAAGCACCGCAAGGAAAUCCAAAAGUUGCAUCGAAGUAUGGCAUCUCGUUUGGACUUUUACAAAGUCAAGCUCAAAGGCUUGGAGAACUACAUUCAUACAACUCUCGAGAGACUCAAGGUUCAGCGGGAAGCACUCUAUAAUAUCAUGUCACAGCGUGAAGCAAGAUUGAAUCUUGAAAUUGCAGGAGAGCAGAGGCGAAUAGCCCAUGCUAGCAAGCGAGACAGCACGGCUAUGAAGACAUUGUCGCUAAUGGGUGCCCUAUUUUUACCUGGAACAUAUCUGGCAUCCGUAUUCAGCAUGACAUUCUUCGACUUUGGAAAAGAUGCCGACCCUGUCAUUUCUGUUGAGCUUUGGGUAUACUUUGCCAUAACGGUUCCCGUAACGGCGCUGAUAGUCGGGGCGUGGACGUUCAUUGACAAACGUCGCCAAGAGCAGCACAAAAAGGACGACGCAGACCUGGAGAAGAAUAUCGAUAAGAUGGAAAAGGAGAUCAUGUUUGCCCUUAGGAAGCGGACAAUGAGCAAAGCCAAUACCUGGAACACUGUCAGCCCACCCCCGAAGCCAUGA
Messenger RNA from Fusarium fujikuroi IMI 58289, 1479 nucleotides. RefSeq lists its product as uncharacterized. The coding region runs from base 1 to 1479 and encodes 492 amino acids. The transcript has 7 exons. The record is from RefSeq and is a predicted model, not a curated record. NCBI's taxonomy places the organism in Eukaryota, Fungi, Ascomycota, Sordariomycetes, Hypocreales, Nectriaceae.